This is a messenger RNA of Lacerta agilis (Sand lizard), 1972 nucleotides long. RefSeq names its product TNF receptor associated factor 6 (gene TRAF6). Gene Ontology annotation, cellular component: plasma membrane signaling receptor complex. Bases 89 to 1690 code for a protein of 533 amino acids. Lineage: Eukaryota; Metazoa; Chordata; Lepidosauria; Squamata; Lacertidae. The transcript has 7 exons. Gene Ontology annotation, molecular function: tumor necrosis factor receptor binding; ubiquitin protein ligase activity; zinc ion binding. Gene Ontology annotation, biological process: protein K63-linked ubiquitination; positive regulation of JNK cascade; tumor necrosis factor-mediated signaling pathway. The record is from RefSeq and is a predicted model, not a curated record.
UGGCCGAGAAGGCGGCGGCGGCGGCGGCGGCGGCAACCGGGCUGAGGUAACCGGCCUGAGAGUACUCUCUGGUCCGCUACCUGUUACUAUGAGUCUGCUACACAGUGACAGCAGCUUUGAAGCCAGUGGUCAGGAUAGCGGCUGCUGUGCAGCUAUGGCCAGCCUUUGCAUUGCUGGAGCCAAAGAGAAGAGCAUCAACACCAGUGUCAGCAACGGCACCGGGGGGACACUUUCAAACUCUUUCAUGGAAGAAAUCCAGGGCUAUGAUGUGGAGUUUGACCCUCCGCUGGAAAGUAAAUAUGAAUGCCCAAUCUGUCUGAUGGCUCUCCGGGAGGCAGUGCAGACACCAUGCGGACACCGUUUCUGCAAAGCUUGCAUUGUCAAAUCCAUAAGAGAUGCUGGUCAUAAAUGUCCAAUCGACAAUGAAAUUUUACUCGAAACUCAACUCUUUCCUGACAACUUUGCAAAACGGGAAAUCCUAUCGCUGACGGUGAAGUGUCCCAACAAGGGCUGUCAUCAGAAGAUGGAACUCAGGCAUUUAGAGGACCAUGAGCUGCAUUGCGGCUUUGCUCCAGAGAAAUGUCCCCAGUGCCAUGGCAUUUUCCAAAAAAAUCAGAUACAGGAUCAUAUAAAGCAAGAAUGCCCUCGACGACAAACCUCCUGUCCAAACUGUGCCAUGUGGAUGCCUUAUGAAGAAAAAGAGGUUCAUGACCAGAUGUGCCUUUUAGCAAAUGUCAGCUGUGAAUACUGCAAUACAGUGCUAAUCAGAGAACAGCUUCCUAAUCACUACGAUAACGAUUGCCCAACUGCUCCAGUACCGUGUACAUACAGCCCCUUUGGAUGUCCAGAAAAAAUGCAGAGAAAUGAGUUGGCACGGCAUAUGCAGGAGUUCACCCCAGUCCAUAUGAGAAUGAUGGCUCAGACUCUCCUGAAUAUCACUAAUUUCCAUGGCGCUAUCCCAUAUGACCCGUCACCUUCCUGUGAAUGUACCCCAGAGGUCCAAAACUUCAAGGAGACGAUUCAGCAACUGGAAGGUCGCUUGGUAAGGCAAGAUCACCAGAUCCGAGAACUCAUAGCAAAGAUGGAGACACAAAACAGCCAGAUGGUAGAUCUCAAACACACUAUCCAAAAUCUGGAGGAAAAAAUUGCAGAAAUGGAAUCACAGCAGUGUAAUGGUAUUUUUCUGUGGAAGAUUGAGAAUUUCAGUGUUUACUUGAGAGCCCAAGAAGAAAGGCCUGUUGUAAUCCACAGCCCAGGCUUCUACACAGGGAAACCCGGCUACAAACUUUGCUUGCGGCUGCAUAUCCAGUCGCCAAAUGCACAGCGCUGUGCCAACUAUAUUUCCCUUUUUGUUCAUACGAUGCAAGGGCACUAUGACAGCCACCUGCCCUGGCCCUUCCAAGGCACCAUACGGCUUUCUAUCCUGGAUCAGUCAGAAGGAUCGUCAAGGCACAACCAUGAGGAAGUGAUGGAUACCAAGCCCGAGCUGCUCGCUUUCCAGCGUCCCACGGUCGAGCGCAACCCAAAAGGCUUUGGAUAUGUGACGUUUAUGCAGUUGCAGGCGCUAAAACAAAAAACAUAUAUAAAGGAGGAUACUAUCCUAGUGCGCUGUGAGGUCAUAACACGCUUAGACUUUAACAGUCUCCGAAGGGAGGGUUUUCAGCCUCGUAGUACUGAUGGGACGGCAUAAGCCACCAUGCUUCAGGUUUGAGCUUUUGCUGGUCAACUGUGGUAAGGGCUGCAGAUGAAUAAAGAGAUUCAUCAGAAUGGCAGAUCCUUGAAGCAGAACCAAAACUGCCAUUCUGAGAUGCUUUUCAGAGCAUGGAAAGUGUUUCCUCUUUGAGUUAUUUGUAUUCGAAGUGGUAAAGACGGCAUCCUGAUGGUCUAAAUAAGUAAGCUAAAUAACUAUGCUAUGACUGGUAUGUUACCAAAAGUUAAUAAAGCUAUGCAGUACCAUUUUUAGGAUAGCAGA